UAAUUAAUAGAAGAUUAACUGGAGAGGGGCGGUGCCUGCGUCCGGCCCGCGCGGCCACAGUCCCUGCAUUGCGCGCGACCCGGCGGCGGGACAGGCUUGCUGCUUCCUCCUCCUCGGCCUCACCAUUCCAGACCAAAAUUGAAAAAAUGGUUGACCUCACCCAGGUAAUGGAUGAUGAAGUAUUCAUGGCUUUUGCAUCCUAUGCAACAAUUAUUCUUUCAAAAAUGAUGCUUAUGAGUACUGCAACUGCAUUCUAUAGAUUGACAAGAAAGGUUUUUGCCAAUCCAGAAGACUGUGUAGCAUUUGGCAAAGGAGAAAAUGCCAAGAAGUAUCUUCGAACAGAUGACAGAGUAGAACGUGUACGCAGGGCACAGGAGAUCUUAGGCCCAGAAAGGCAGAUUCAGAAGAACCUACAUGUAAAUGAGACUGGAGUGGAAAUGAGAAUGGCAGGAAAUGCAUGGUAACAGACUUGUAACUGUCUCAUGGCCUGGUCGUCCGAAUCCCAAAGUAGGUUAGCCGGACUGUGCUAUCACAGCAUAGGAGCAAGACAGGAAAUGGAACUGUAUAAAUCUCCUUUCAAGAGUCUGCAAUCAUUACAUCCACCAACAUGCCCUUGGCCAGAGAAAGUCACAGGGCUGGCCUCAGAAUUAAAGUGCUGGGAAAUGGACUCAACCCCCUCAGGGAGAUGAACUGCAAAGUCACAUGGCACAGGGGCACGGAUGCACAGAGGGAUGAAGAUUUAGGCCACUUAUACAAUCAAUCUAUUGCACUUGUCCGCUUUGUUAUGCUAGUAUGAGUUUCAAUUCAGACACAUGUAAAAGCAUUUUAUAAACUUUAUGACAUUAUGCAGUUAAAACAGCAUUUAUUCGAAUGUGUCAUAAUUUUAUCAGAUUAGUGGUAAUCUGUGAUAUGCUCAGUAUGAGAGCAAUAGUUACAAACUAAGUAAAAAACACAAUACAGGGUUUGUGAACUUGGCCUUCUCCCUCUCAUUUGCAAUGUGCUGCCUUAGGAAGACAGAUGGGACAAGGAACAAAUAUUUGGACAGCCUUAUCGCCUCUAUAACCAAGUUGGUUCCCAAACUGUGCCCAGUCUGUUCUCUUGAAAUUAUAAUAUGCACCCUGCUCCCAACCAAGUGUUUCAUCAAAUUUAAUCAGUUUCUGAGUAUUCACAUAUUAAAUGUAGACCAGAGAAUAUUGCUGGCCCAAAUGUAAAAUUUUUGUGUUAGUGUUUGCUGAAAUAAUUGUGUAUUAUCUUCUAUGGGUUGUAUAUUAAUCAUUAAAAUAAAGCUGUGCUAAGUUCUUGUUUGAGCUACCCAAUUUAUAACUUGAUAGUGAAAGGAAUAUAAUUUUCUUUGCAACUCAUCUUUCAUGACAAUACUGUUAGAGGCUGGAUCCUAGAAUUGAUUCUAAUAAUAGUUUUGCCACUGACACACAUGAGAAACCCAGGCAAGUCACCUACUUAUGCUCUAUUCAUUUCUUCACAUUUAAAAUGAAUACAUUGAACUAGAACAAUUUUUGAAAUAUUCUGUGACUCUAAAAAUUCUAUUUACUCUGGAGGCAGGUGUUGGCCUACUCUUUCUCCAGUGAUAAAAUAUGAAUAUCAAGAUGUGGAAAUAAUUAUAGUAGAAAGCUUAUAGCCUCUAUUAAUGAGGUCAAGCUCAAUUUGAGUUAAAUAGCAUUUUGUGGGUUCAAUGUCUCAGAAUAAUAAUCUUUAAUUUUCUCUGAAUCACCAAUGUGAUGUCACCAAAACGAAAUGAUUGUUACUUUUCAGAAAAAUUCAAUAAAUGCAUUGAAUUA
This is a messenger RNA of Gorilla gorilla gorilla (western lowland gorilla), 1796 nucleotides long. It is a transcript of the gene MGST1, whose product is annotated as microsomal glutathione S-transferase 1. Gene Ontology annotation, cellular component: membrane; mitochondrion. Gene Ontology annotation, molecular function: glutathione transferase activity. Lineage: Eukaryota; Metazoa; Chordata; Mammalia; Primates; Hominidae. The coding region runs from base 147 to 464 and encodes 105 amino acids. The transcript has 5 exons. The record is from RefSeq and is a predicted model, not a curated record.